UAAAAAAAGAGACGUUUAUCCUUUUUGAAAACGAAAUCCAUAAUCAUUACCAACAAGAAGCUCUCGUUUCAGUCAGUUUCUUUUAAAAAAUAUAAAAUAAACAGAAAAAAUAAAUACUGUACAGAAAUAGUUCAUCAGCUGAAUAGUAAUUAGAUAGCAUGCGCUUUCUCUCUCUGCUCUGCUAAACUCUUAAUUAAAUCCCCCUGACGCUGAUUAAAAGCUCUUCUCUGACGUUUUUCACGCCUAUACUUCUAAAUUCAGUCUCAUAUUCAAAUUUGAUUCUCAUUGCCUGAAAAGCCCAUUGUUCUAAUAAUCCACUGAGACACUUAAUUUUCAAAUCAUACCUCGGGUAGAUUUUGUAAUGGAUAUGGAUUACAAGGACAGCUCUGGAAAGGGAGGCAGCAAUGGCGGCAUAUUGGAACUUCUCUCAUCUUCAGAAGUGGCACAGGACAUACCUCAAAUGCCUGACAGCAAUCUGCUGUACUCUUCUGUCGAGUGUUUCUGGAUCGGCCUCCUCGUCCUCUUCCUCUCCCUGGUGGGAACAGUGGCCAACUGCGUGGUGCUGGCCAUGUUCGUGUCCAGAAAAGAAAAACAGAUGUCCGACCACCUCAUCAUCUACAUGACGUCACUCGCCCUCCUCGGCUGUUCAGUGCAGAUGCCAAUGCAAUAUUUCCUACUUUUCAAUGCACACGACCCCAUAAUGGGCUGUAAUGUCUUCUCCCCCACCCAGUACUUCCUGUGUUUCCACGUGGAGGUGGCGUCUGCAUUCGCUCUGGUGCUGAUCGCAUUCGACAGAUUCGUGGCCGUGUGUAGACCUUUCUACAGAGGAGUGACCCCCCUGAGAGUGACUAUCGCUCUAGUCACAUCCAACGCAGUCGCUGCUCUACUCAGCACUGCUGUAAUCGUUCCAAUGCUGAAGGGGAAAUACUGGCUAGUGGGUGAUUUUGCGCACGCAGUGCACGGGUUUCUACUUGCGUGCAUGCUUCUAUUGAUAACUGGACUCUACGGGUACACAAUUUACACCGUGCACAAAAAAUCACUGGACAUGGAAAAAGCCAAGGCGCAAUCACAUCUUGCUCCCAGUGCUAGUAAGAAUUCGGAGGCAAUUGGUUCAUCUAGCGCGGCUACAAAAAGAAGCAGGAAAGUGGCAGAGGUUCGAGUGAACGUUCAACCGGCCGUGGAUGAAAAGAAAGAUGAUGGUAAAGCAGGCGCGAACUUAAACGGGACAGAAGAACACGAGUCUUGUCAGAACGACAAUUUGCUCCAAGCUGUUCCAUCACCCUCCUCGUCCAUCCUCCCAGUUCCACUGUCCAACCGUAAUCACAAGAACUAUUUGGGGUCCAAGACAUACAAGAACAGUACCCAGUCGUCCACAGGAUCCAGAAGCAGCACCUUGCCCUACAUAAAGACCCCCUCCCAACAACCCAACCCCGCCUCUGCCAGGAAACGAAGAGUACUCUACACUGUAGUGGCCAUCACUUUUCUGUAUGUAGUCUGCUUCAUACCCGGUUCGAUGCUCAGUCAGGUCAUGUAUUGGGACGCCAGCAUUCUGCUCGAGGCUUCCCCUCUAGGAGGUGCAGUUAUCAGGUAUGUCCAGCUUCUGUUCAACCUCAACUUCGUUUUGUCGCCAUUCGUGUACGCAGUGAUGGCAGAGAGGUUUCGAAAGGAUCUGGCCGAUGUCUGGGCCUCCCUUAAGCAACACAUCCCCAUCCGGUUUGCUCGACUGAUUACCCGAGCCACAAGAACCCCUCAAUCACAAACUCGAGUGGGAAGACCAAGCACUUCAGUCUCGGUAAAAGUUGAGACAAAAAUAUCAACCACUGUCUGAGCGCGGUGGCUAAUUUUAUAUUGAUGUAUUUUCCUAGCUUAUCAUUAUAUGAUGAGUUUUUGUUGAAAGAUUUUUAUUCAUUAUUUAAUCUCCUGCAUAAAACUCCAUGAAAUUUUGCUCUGUAAAAGUAGAUUGCAAGCUGACAGACUAUUUCUAAG
Molecule: messenger RNA, 1986 nt
Organism: Symsagittifera roscoffensis
Lineage: Eukaryota; Metazoa; Xenacoelomorpha; Acoela; Convolutidae
Exons: 6
Coding region: 362-1828 (488 amino acids)
Biological process (GO): neuropeptide signaling pathway
Cellular component (GO): plasma membrane
Molecular function (GO): G protein-coupled peptide receptor activity
Source: RefSeq, a predicted model, not a curated record